Hordeum vulgare subsp. vulgare (domesticated barley) is the source of this 1237-nucleotide messenger RNA. RefSeq names its product acetyltransferase NSI. The transcript has 4 exons. Gene Ontology annotation, cellular component: endoplasmic reticulum-Golgi intermediate compartment; Golgi apparatus; endoplasmic reticulum. The record is from RefSeq and is a predicted model, not a curated record. Gene Ontology annotation, molecular function: glucosamine 6-phosphate N-acetyltransferase activity; monosaccharide binding. Bases 148 to 846 code for a protein of 232 amino acids. Gene Ontology annotation, biological process: UDP-N-acetylglucosamine biosynthetic process. NCBI's taxonomy places the organism in Eukaryota, Viridiplantae, Streptophyta, Magnoliopsida, Poales, Poaceae.
AUUUGGAACCACACACGCACGCCGAUGUCCCAGGGGGGGCAGUAGCGUCUUUCCCGUUCGAUUCGUCGCCAUCACCAACCUCCAUUGGCGCCCACCCGCAGAGCUCCACUUCCACGAGACCACGACCACUCGCUCGUGACCCUCCCCAUGGCCGCCGGCGUGAGCAGGCUUCCGCCGCGUCUCACCACGCUUGCGGUCUUCUCCUCGCCGACGCCGGGCCCCUUCGGCCCCAACAAGCGCGUCGCCGGGCCCAGGCCCAGGCCCAGGCUCAGGCUCCCGCCGAUCUCCAUCUCCAUGGACCCGGCCCUCGUCGACCCGGCCCACCUCCAGGCGCUCAUGCUCGCCUGCGCGCAUUCCUGCGCCAUCCGCCUAUCCCCGCCGGACGCCGCCGCGCGGCCGGAGCCCGUCGACAUCCGCAAGCUCCGCACCGCCGUGGCGCACAGCUUCCUGGUCGUGUCCGUCUUCUGCGGGACCAGGUUCCUGGAGGACGACGACGGAGAGGACGACCGGCGCUUCAUGGGCCUGGAGCUGGACCUCGGGCUCGGGCGGCGUGGGGAGCAGCGGCUCGUCGGGUUCGGACGGGCCGUCUCCGACGUGGGGCUCACCGCCUCCGUCCAUGACGUCGUGGUGAUCUUCUCCUCUCUUCUUGCUUGUAUAAUUGCAAUGACUUGCAGGUUCAUCCAUCAGUGCAGAGGAGAGGAAUUGGGCGCAAAAUACUUGACAAAAUUACAAGGGUACUCCAUAGCAGAGGUAUUUAUGACAUUUCCGCAUUGUGCACAGGAAAGGAGAGGCCAUUUUUUGAAGCAUGUGGAUUUGGUGAUGAUGCCAUGGGUGCCACAACGAUGAUGUACACUAGAAACUUAUACAAAUAGCAUUCCUAUGUAUGGUUGGCAAUCUGCACAAUAAUACUACCACCGCUCCUUUUUUGCUGGUUAACUGCUGCCACCUGAGAAUGCCGAUUGUAAAGAGAGUUCUGCGAUCCAACGGUGAUUUUACCGCCUCUAACUGGAUCCGGUAUCCAUGGUGCCCCAGCCUUAUCUGUUCUCGAGGAAACCACCUGAAUAAAUUAGAGAAACUUGUGGACAUGGUACGGUAGUACAUUUCACCUUAUUAUCAUAUGUGGAUGGCAUAAUCUAGCAUAUUCAGAAUCCGAACCAGCAUUUGUAUUAUUUUUUUGCCAAAAGCAUUUGUAAAUUUACCACCGAUGGUAAAAGCUUCCUGUGUUUACAGGGAUAAA